AUGAGGCCGGAGAAGUUGCUCGCCUCCCUGUUUCGAUGGGGGGGUGGUAAGGAGCUUGGCUGCGGGCCGGAUUUUGUCUCUUACGCUGCGCUGAGCGGGUACUGCAAGCUGGGGAGGGUUGAUGAUGCUCUUAAGCAGUUGAAGGGGUUUAGGGAAGAGGGUUUUGUUCUCGGACUGAAUGGGUAUAGCUCGUUGAUCGAUGGGCUGUUUCGAGCUAGGAGGUUUGGGGAGGCUCGCAGGCUUUAUGAUGAGAUGCUGGAGGAGAAUGUGAUGCCCGAUUGUGUUCUCUACACGAUUAUGAUUCGAGGGCAUUCGGAGGUAGGGAGAGUCGAGGAGGCGUUGGCUUUCUUGAGAGAGAUGACAGGUAGAGGCAUCGUGCCCGAUACAUAUUGCUAUAACACUCUUAUCAAGGGCCUUUGUGAUGCGGGUCAUUUGGAUGAAGCUCGGUCUCUUAGGCUUGAGAUUUCUCAGCAUGAUCUCUUCCCUGACUCGGCGACAUACACUAUUAUGAUUUGUGGGUUGUGCAAAGAGGGGCUUGUUCUUGAGGCUCGACAGAUUUUUGAUGAGAUGGGGAAGCUCGGAUGUGAUCCUAGUGUUCAUACAUUCAAUGCUCUCAUAAGCGGACUUUGCAAAGCCGGGAAGUUAGAAGAAGCUCACUCCAUUUUCAAUAAGAUGAACAUAAAACCUUCGCUUUUUCUUCGACUUUCUCAAAAUGUUGAUCGUGUUAAGGAUCCUGGCCAUCUUCGUAAACUGGUUGAGGAAUUGUGUGAGGCUGGGCUUGUUGUUAAGGCUUAUAAGCUUCUUCGAGAUGUUAUGGGUGUUGUUCCUGAUGUUUUUACUUAUAAUAUAUUGAUGAAUGGAUUUUUCAAAGAAGGGAAGCCUGACGAGGCGCUGAGGCUUUUCAAUGAGCUCCGGAUUAUGAAUCAUAAUUCUCCGGUUGAUUUAGUGACUUUGGGUACGCUUAUAGAUGGGCUCUCGAAGGCCAAUAGAGAAAAUGAUGCACAUAUGUUGUAUGAGCAGCUAAUUUUGAAAGCUGGACGCUCGCCUAGCUCUUCAAUCUGUAAUACUCUUAUGAGAACAUUUUGCAGGAAGAAGAGAGUAGCAAAAGCUGUCUCUCUCUGGUUUACCCACAUCACAGAAUGGACCACCAAAGCUGAGGACAAAGAAACCAUCGAAUUGUUGAAGCAUCACUUUGAGCAAGGGUGCAUCGAAGAGGCAGUCAGAGGAUUAAUUGAGAUGGAUCAGAAAAACAACUCUACCAAUUCUUUCCCUUAUACCAUUUGGCUUAUUGGGUUUUGCCAAGCACGGAAAGUUGAAGAAGCUCUUAAGGUUUUUACUAUUCUCACGGAGUUUGACAUUGAGCUUACUCCACCGAGCUGUGUCAUCCUUAUUCAUAGCUUAUGUUGGGAAGGGGAGUUAGCUUCGGCGUUGGAUGUCAUGCUCUAUGCGUUGAGGAAAGGCUUCUCACUCGAUCAGCCUGUGGGCAACCGAUUGCUGAAGAAACUUCUCAUGGGUAACAAGAAAGAGGAAGCACACAAGCUUGUGGUGAAAAUGGGUCUUGCUGGAUAUGAUAUGGAUAUUUAUCUUCGAGCUGAAACAAAAAAGUUGCUAUAUAAUAAAGUCGCUCGUGUAUCUAGUGUAAGCUGAAUAUUCUUUUCUUUUUUUUUGGCAGUGCUGCUGUUUAUGUAGAGUACCCAUUUUUGAAGUAACAAAACGCCACAAUGUUUUUUAUUGGUUGUUUUUGUGGGUUUGUGAAACCUACAUAAUGUUUUGUAACAUUGUAUAAAUCUAAUGGGAAGUAGGUUUUUUGUCAAAAUUCUGUAUUGUAAUACUUAUUAGAAGAUCAUUGUUUGA
Molecule: messenger RNA, 1854 nt
Organism: Asparagus officinalis (garden asparagus)
Lineage: Eukaryota; Viridiplantae; Streptophyta; Magnoliopsida; Asparagales; Asparagaceae
Product: pentatricopeptide repeat-containing protein At1g79540-like
Molecular function (GO): protein binding
Source: RefSeq, a predicted model, not a curated record